This is a messenger RNA of Passer domesticus (house sparrow), 2176 nucleotides long. RefSeq names its product SH3 domain binding glutamate rich protein (gene SH3BGR). The record is from RefSeq and is a predicted model, not a curated record. Bases 1031 to 1639 code for a protein of 202 amino acids. Gene Ontology annotation, cellular component: cytoplasm. The transcript is spliced from 7 exons. NCBI's taxonomy places the organism in Eukaryota, Metazoa, Chordata, Aves, Passeriformes, Passeridae.
AGUGUUUUCAGGAUCAGACAUUACUAUAUUCAAUCUUAACAUGUGAAACAUGUUUUUCUAAAACCUAGUCCACUUUCACCUCUGGCACAGGGUCAGCUUUACUAAGCUCAUGUUGCCCACAGCACAAACAGACUUGGCCCUUAAAAUUUGAAAAUAAUCUGUGACCAUUUAACAUUCUUCAAAUGCCUCUCAUACCCAGAGACCUCCCUCAGCAAGUACGUGCAGGCAGGCACUGAAUUGUGGUGAUUUCUGGGGUAGAAGGUGACAACCAGAUGGAAAAAAAAGAGCAUCCUGGAUAAUAUAGGAGAAUGGGAAUAUUUUUUGCCGAGUAUUCUGGACCUCUUCUUACACCUUCUUUGAUGCAAAAAAGGAGAAAAUGCACUGAUAUAUUUUGGUCUGGCAAAUUGGUAUCAGGCAGUGUCAGACACACAUUUAUGUCAGGAAAGUCCCUGAGCCCUGCAGCGUAGAUGAUGAUCGGAAUUCUUUAAAGCUGAGCACGGUUGUAACCAUGGCUUAUUUCAAUGUGAUCUCUGCUAUAAUUACUGCUGCAUCUUUGCUCCCCUUGCUUUCUCCUUCCCCUCACAUUUCCAGCUACAACUCCAAAGCCUUGUAGCGAUCUGGGAAAUCUCUUUCCCAGGCAACCCGACAGCUUUGGGAUUGCCCCCAGCACGAAGCUGCCCGCUCCCAGUCCCUUCUCCCUUCUCAGUUGUCCCUUCCCCCUCUCCCAAAUAUUUCUCCAGCCCUGUCUCAUUGGUGCACUACUCUCCCUUGCCUUUUUUGGGCUGCCAGCCUGUCAAUCUAGCGCAAUAAGGCCAGGGGCAGGUGCAAACCUCUUGCUCUGGCUCCUCUUACUGACCAAUCCUCAUCCCAAAAUACCCAAGAGCCAAUGGAGUGGGAAAACCCGGGACCCCGGCGAGAGGGAGAGAGGGCAAAGCUGCGGGACCGCCGGGGGGAGGGGGAACAUUUGGAUUCCUCCGGGGAUCGUGGUGACUCGUGGGUAGCAGGGCUGCUCUGCUGAUUCACUUCCAGCAUGGUGAUCAAAGUGUUUGUCGCCACAUCUUCGGGGUCCACAGCGAUAAAGAAGAAACAGCAAGAAGUCGUGGGCUUUUUAGAGGCCAACAAGAUUGACUUUCAGCAAAUGGACAUAGCAGGAGAUGAGGACAACAGGAAAUGGAUGAGAGAGAAUGUCCCGGGUGAAAAAAAGCCUCAGAAUGGAAUUCCCCUCCCUCCACAGAUCUUCAACGAGGAGCGGUACUGUGGGGAUUUUGAAUCCUUUUUCUCUGCCAAGGAGGAAAACAUUAUUUAUUCGUUCCUGGGCCUUGCUCCUCCUCCAGGCACAAAGGAGCCUGAAAAGUCUGAUGCCACAGAGGAGAAGUCUGAUGCCACAGAGGAGAAAUCUGAAGCCACAGAAGAUAAAUCUGAUUCCAAGGAUGAAAAGUCUGAUGCAACAAAUGAAACUGAGGCACACACAGAAGACAAGGGAGAUGAAGGGGCUCCUGAAGAGGCUCAGUCUGGCCAGACACCCCCAGAAGGUCAACAGGAAGGCGAGGAAGAACAUGCAGCAACAGGGGAAGAAGAAGAAGAAGAGCAGGGAGAGGGAGAAGAAAAGGAAGAGGUGGAGGAGCAGGAAGAGUCUUAGUACAGUUCCCUACAACACAAUAUUUCUUGAACAGGUUUUCAGGAAGCACCAGCUGGAGCCACCCCACCAAAGAAAAGAAAAUCCCUUUCUCAAGCAAAGCACCACUACCUUUAGUGCCUGUAUGAACAUAAAAACAGAACACAGCCACCACUCUGUCCCACCUGUAACCUUUAUAUAUAUAUUUGGUAUUCCAGUUGCUUGUUAAAAUGCAUCUCGUGUCUGACAGAUGGUAUUUCAGUCAAUUGUUAUGUGUUGGGAUAGUUUUGUCCAUGUCACAUUUAGAUUGUGAGCUCUCCAGGGCAGGAACCACGUGUCUCUUCAUGUCCAAACACUGCCAAGCACGUUGCUGCCACUCAGCAGCACUCACACCCCUGAUGUCUUCAGAGGAAAAGAAAUUCAUCACUGAAAACUGCAAAGAGGCUUCCUGUACACAAGCCAUGUGAGUCACUUCUCCCUCAGCUGGCAUUUGAAAAUGAUUGAGAUUCCCAUUGUGCAGCAGUUUAAAUAAAUGUGUUUUCUUGUCUGCUAAAGCAUUAA